Messenger RNA from Sorex araneus (European shrew), 5153 nucleotides. It is a transcript of the gene DTX3L, whose product is annotated as deltex E3 ubiquitin ligase 3L. Lineage: Eukaryota; Metazoa; Chordata; Mammalia; Eulipotyphla; Soricidae. Gene Ontology annotation, biological process: protein ubiquitination; Notch signaling pathway. The transcript has 5 exons. The coding region runs from base 10 to 2292 and encodes 760 amino acids. The record is from RefSeq and is a predicted model, not a curated record.
CUCCGCGCCAUGGCCUCGCGCGCCCGCUCGCCGUCCCCGCUGCGCGUGCGGGUGAGCCCCCCGGGCCCGCGCCUGCACCGCAAGCUGGAGCGCUACUUCCAGAGCCGCCGCGAGUCGGGGGGCGGCGAGUGCUCGGUGCGGCCCGACGACGGCGGGGACCCCGGCGUCUAUCUCGUGUGGUUCACCGAGCCGGCGGAUAAAGAGAGUGUACUGAAAAAAGAAAAUCAUCAUCUUACUAUUGAUAAAAAAACUCUGAGAAUUAACCUGGAACCCACUGAAAAUCUAACACAGGAGAAUGUCAGACCCAGAAAGUCUUCAUUGACAAAAUUAGGAUAUGAGCAAAGUUCAGAUGAGAAGCAUCCAGAUUCAGAAUAUCCCCCAGACAAUGCGGUUUCCUGUGUCCAAAAGAUCUUUCAAGAUGUCACAGCCAUCCUGAACUGUGACCUGUUUUCUAAGGAGCAGAGGAGUCUCAUCCCCCUUCUCUUCCCCAAUGUCAAAAGAAUGGAGGGCAGCAAAGGGAUUGAGAAGGUGUGUGGUGACUUCAGAGAUAUCGAAAAUAUAUAUCACUACUUGAGCAGACAGGUCCUGGACCAUGAGCCGAGACGUGGCUCUUCCACCUUACUGGAGGAGAGACAGCUACUCAGCCUACCAAAGGGCAGCAGCAGUGUUACUUCACCGGAGGAGAGGCAACUCCACCAUCCACCAGAGAGCAGCAGCAGUGUUACUCCCUUAAAGCCAGAAUCUGGAAGCGGAACAAAGAGCUUACAUUUUGAAGUUCCCUUGCUUUUCUUUGAAUAUUUCAAAUAUGUCUCUCCCAAUAAAAUAGAUUUCAUAGAGAAAAGAUUUGGUAUAAAAAUUAAAACCCAGGAGAAUUUUCCCAUUUCGGUCUCCUUAGACUUCAUCGCAAGCCAAUCAGAUGACAUUGACCCAGCUCUUGAAUCUUUUGUUGGUGAAUUUCAGAAGAUCACAGCGAGUCUGAGAGAGGAGCGUAUCACUUUGCCAGAUAAUAAGAAGUCACAUAAAAUCAAAGAGAAAUUGGCUCUCCUUUUCGAAAAGCUUCUUAUAAAGGAGAAUGGAGCAGAAUUAAUUCUCAUUGGGACCCAAGAUGACAUCACAGCUGCCAGACAUUUUCUUGCCCCCCUAACCCCUGAUAGUCUUACUAAGGUAUCUCUGAAGAUACUACCUCCUGGGUACAUGGUGAAUGGAAUUGAGGUUGACAGCUCUCAGUACAAGCUUUUGAUAGAUGAAUUACGCCAGGAGAUAUCAGAGAUAGAAAAAAAAUACAACACUCAAAGUUGUGUUCUAGAACAAAGCCAGAGAACUGUCAUUAUAUUUGAACCUAAGGACAAAGAAUUAGAUCUGUCUAUCCAUUCAUAUGUAAAUUUCAUUGAUGCUUAUCAAGAUAUUGCAAGUCAGUUGACAAGAGAAGUUCUUUCACUGAAAUCUUCCGGCAAGAAGAAAAAAUACUUGCAAGGCAAGCAGUUUGCUGAUGAUUUUAGGAGAAAUCAUCCACAUGUACACUUUGUGCCAAAUGAUGAAACCGUGACUUUGAUUGGGUUGCCAAAUCUCCUGGCAAAUGCAAAGCAGUAUGUCUUACAAAGACAGGGAAUCUCUUCAUUAACUGAAAAGAAACGGAGUGGGGAUCAUGAAACAGCUGUGGAUACUGAUAUUUAUACAGACACAGCUCCAACAACAUUUCAGCAUUCUGCCAGUGUUGGGGACAUGGGAGCAGAUGACAAAAAGAAUUCAUGUAGCAUCUGUAUGGAAACAAUUAUUGACAAAAGAGUGCUCCCAAAAUGCAAGCAUGAGUUCUGCACCGACUGUAUCAACAGGGCCAUGUCAUAUAAGCCCAUCUGUCCUCUGUGCCAGACUUCCUACGGUGUCCAGAAAGGGAACCAGCCAGAGGGAACCAUGAACGUGCAUUUCAUGAAGGCCCCACUUCCAGGUUAUGAUCGCUGUGGCACCAUUGUGAUCAGUUAUGACAUGAAAGAAGGCAUACAGACAGAAGAACACCCGAACCCAGGGAAGAGAUACUAUGGAGUACAACGAAGAGCAUACUUACCUGAUAAUGAGGAAGGAAAAGAGGUUUUGAAACUGCUUCAAAGGGCCUUUGAGCAAAAACUGAUUUUCACGGUGGGGACCUCUCGCACAUCAGGAAUCUCAGAUGUUAUCACAUGGAAUGAUAUCCACCAUAAGACAUCCAUUAAUGGGGGACCAGAACGCUAUGGCUAUCCUGAUCCUGAUUAUCUAAAGCGUGUGAAAAAGGAGCUGAAAUAUAAAGGAAUUGAAUAAGAAGUGCUGUAAGAAUGUCUUGAAAGCUUUCAGAAGACAGAGCUGAAGAAGUAGACCAAUUACCAGUCUAAGUCUUAUGUAGAAAGUCCUCUUGAAAAAUUUUAUUUUAAGAAGUAGUUUGUGUUAAAGCAAGAACAUUUCAGGCAGGGGGUGGAAUGCCAUGGAUCUGAAAUGAUUUUCUUUUCUUUUUGUUUUGUUUUGUGCCACAUACAGUGGUAGUCAUGCCUUACUUCUGGCUUUGUGUCAGGAAUCACUACCAGCAAGUCUUGGGGUACCAUUGAGGUGCCUGGGAUUGAACCUGAGUCAGCCAUGUGCAAAGCAGCAUUUUGCCUGCUGUACCAUCUCUCUAGCCCUUGAAAUGAUUUUCUAUGUUCUGUAUUCAACCUGUCAGUUAUUCUUUCUUUUAUUGGCAUAUCUGGUUGGUCCUUUCAUUUUUUUCUUGCUUUUAAAAAUUUACCCUUUAAUCUAUGUCAUAAAUGUAAAGUCCUAGUAUGAAUAAUAGUCUUGGGGAAGUUUUUGAUGGUAGGAAAUCAGGGAACCACAUUUCCCAUGUUCCCCCAUAGCUAGAAAAGUGUCCAGGAGCAGAAUUUGGACAAUAUCUUUUUCAAAAUAAUUUGCUUCCUAAUUUAGGUGGCUGAUAACCCAGCAGAGGUUUAUAUUCUCUGAAAUCUUUGGCAGAGGCAGAAGUGGAGAAGCCAUUUCUGGAAUUUUCAGCACAUAUAUAAAACACUGAAUUUCUCUUGCUCUUGUUUUGGGACCACACCUGGCCAUACUUAAGAAUUACUCCUGGCUCUGUGCUCAGGGAUCAUUCCUGAUGGGCUCAAAGCCAGAAGAGGGGGAGCUGACGUAUGGAGUGUCAGGGAUUGAGCUGCUUGGUCACAUGCAAGGCAGGCGCAUUAGCCUCUGCAAUAUCUCUCCAUUCUCGAAAACUAAAUAUCUGGGUUUUUUUUUAGAAAAUAUUAAAAUUUAUUGGAAAGAAGAAGAGAAACUCCCCAGUUAGUGUGGAGACUCGUAUAAGACUAAGUUUAAAAGGCUGAAUUUCUUCCUCCAGAUCACUGCGCUGCUGAACACUGAAUUCUGAGCUCUGACCAGACUUCUAGCCUCUCCCUUCUUUCCCCCUGAUUCCUGUAAGCUGCAAUAUGGGGUGUGCUUACCUGCACAUUUUUCUUCCUUUAGAUAUUUGAGUUCUGAAUAUGUCACUUCUAAAUUUAAUAGAUAAGUAACCUUACUUUUGUUUUCAGACUGUCAUUUUCUUAGUUUACCCUUUUAGUAAUUUUUUCAUCCUUUUGUAAAGCCCACAAAGGCAUGUUUUUGCCCUUAAAAUCUUUCACCUGAAGGACAGCUUACUUCAUCAGAGGAAUAGCAUACCCGGUAGGGCUCUUGACUUGCACCCAGCUCAUCUGGGUUUUAUCCCUGGCAUCCCAUAUGAUCCUAUGACCACUGGCAGGAGUAAUUCCUGAGUGCAGCACCAGGAAUAACUCUUGAGCAUCGCAAGGUGUGGCCCAAAAAGAAAAAAAGAAGUCUUUUUCCCUAGUUGUCUCUGGAGAAAGAAAAGUCAGGAGUUGAGCCUUCUCUAAGGAAUGCACAACAUGUCAUAGUUUACUUUCAAAUGGGUCUUCAGAUCAGAAUAAAGUGAUAGUAGGAAAUCAUCUGGUUAUGCUUCUAUUUCUCCUAAAAUGAUGUGAUAUCUUUUUUAUCCUGAAAGACAAAUGUAACACCCAUUUACACUUUUUGUCAGAUGAUAAUAGCUAAUGCUUAUUAGUUGUUACUAAUAGCUACUUAUAUACUUAACUUGUCCCCCAACAGCUUUAUAUCUGUAAUUGAUAUGAUUACGAUCUCCAUGUUAUGACAAAACUGAUGCAUAGACUAUGACUCUUGUCAAAAGUCACAUAGUUAUUGUGCAGAAGUGUUAGUCUUUAAUGGAUAAUCUGGUCCCAAGCCUUCUGCACCCCAGAUACUUUACUGACCCUCACAUUUUUAGAGAGCAGGCUAAGGAGUUCCCAUUUGUCUGGGCUUCUCAAAAUAAAUUUCUUCCAAGGAAGCCCUAUUUGGCAAACUUAAAAAUGCAGUCUUAUCCUUUGCCCAAAGAGUGAAAGAAGCAUAUAUAUAUAUAUAUAUAUAUAUAUAUAUGUAUAUAUAUAUAUUCUUUAUUUUUUAUCAGUUUCUAUAUUCCAUUUUUGGUAAUUCAUUACAAUAUUUAUAGUUGUCUUUAACUGUUUUAUACCUGCUGAUCUUUUACGUAACCUUGCUUCACAAAAGUUCAGUUCUAGCUAAACAGCAUCGCUGGUCAUAUGCGUGUUCAUAGGCAAAUUUCACAGAGAGUUUUGGUGGUCACUGAGUUUUUGGACAAUUACUUUUGGUCUGGAGAGGGCAUUAUAUCUUUUUAUGCUUUAAAUGAAGUUCAAACCAUAUUAGGAAUAAAUUGUUUUCUUUCCCCCACUCCUCUGUCCUUUUUUUCUUAGGUUUAAAUUCUAGGUAUAUGGUACAAGACAGUAUGUAACACUGUCACUGUCACUGUCACUGUCAUCCCAUUGCUCAUCGAUUUGUUCGAACGGGCACCAGUAACAUCUCUCAUUGAGAGACUUAUUGUUACUGUUUUUGGCAUAUCCAAUAUGCCACAGGUAGAUUGCCAGGCUCUGCUGUGCGGGCGUGAUACUCUUGGUAGCUUGCUGGGUUCUCCGAGAGGGGCGGAGGAAGUGAAGAUGGGUUGGCCGCGUGAAAGACAAACACCCUACCUACUAUUUUGUGUAUAACUAUUUGCUAAGGACUAUCACAGUAGAACUAUGCUACCAUUGACUUUAUUGUUGCUAUAUACAGUUAUGAAAAUUAUACUUAAUAUUUCUUCUCUUUAACAUAGCAAU